Messenger RNA from Aspergillus pseudotamarii, 1399 nucleotides. RefSeq lists its product as uncharacterized. The transcript has a single exon. The coding region runs from base 499 to 1212 and encodes 237 amino acids. NCBI's taxonomy places the organism in Eukaryota, Fungi, Ascomycota, Eurotiomycetes, Eurotiales, Aspergillaceae. Gene Ontology annotation, cellular component: mitochondrion. The record is from RefSeq and is a predicted model, not a curated record.
UACUUGGAAGCACCUUUAGUGCGGGGAGGAGGGAUACCCCACCAUCUGAGUCUUUGGAGGGAAGAACUCCAAAGAGAAGUAGUUUGCGUCCGGCGGCAAAGCCGCUAUCUUGUCCGUGAUCUUCUCCAUCUUGUUCCCAGAAUCUGUUCCGGCGAAGUUACGGGAAAGGUGGUGGUUGAAGAAGGAUGACUGGGGCGAUAUCAAUCGGGGAGGGAAAGGUUUGGGCCGGAGUUUAACGGACCCUCCGAUUAACGGAAAGGGAAGCAUGCCAAUGACAUCUCCAUGAAGUAGGAUUACAUGACAUGGUCGAGAGCGACUAGGAUCAGUACGUCAGUGAUCUUAUUUGGAUCUGACCUUGAAAUAGUCGCAUGCUAUCUGCGUAAGCUACCCAAGAGAUGGGCCCAUUCUCGAACAAACUUACUCCCAGACAUUCAAGACGCCUUGUUGCAAACAUAGCAAACAUCAACCCGUUGUCGCAGAUUAGCGUAGUAUACGAUCAUGGAUGAAAUGCAGACACUCCGACAGCAAUCCAUGAUACUACGACUUUUAGACCUACAUUCGAGCAGCGAUCCUGGAUCACGGCACAAGAUGUCCCUGUUUCGACGCCAAUCGGCACUCUUUCACCAAAAUCGCCUUUCAUCCUCUUUGAAGCACAUGUCCCGCCGUCAUUUCUCCUCACCUCCUGCCUCUUCCACCCCAAAGGACUCUACAUCUCGUCUUCGCAAGCUGAACGAUCGCCUCCCGUCCUUCCUUCGCGCCUAUACAAUCCCGUUACUUGGGGCCCCGGGAACACAUAUUACCUCCUUUUUGAUCCUACAUGAAAUCACCGCCAUUGUACCCCUAUUUGGACUUGUGACGGCUUUUCACUACGGAAACUGGCUGCCAGACUUAACUUCUAGUAACGCCUUCGAAGAAGGAACCCGGCGAUUUGGGCGGUGGUUACAGAAGAAAGGCUGGGUGGAAGAUGUUGAUGUGGACGCCAUUGAGGUAGUCGGAGGUGUAAACAGCCAUGGCCCUGUUACCAAAGAUCAGAUGGCGGAGAGCGACAGGAAAGGUGUACGCCUGGUGCUGGAAUUUGCGACGGCCUAUGCGGUCACCAAGGCUUUACUGCCGCUCCGGAUUGCUGCAAGUGUCUGGGCGACGCCUUGGUUUGCCCGAGCCAUACUGAUACCGACGGGAAAAGGGUUAAAGAAGCUGUUAGGGAGAAAGUAGAGAGUUGAGGGUCAUAGUAUCACUACAAAUUCCGGACUGGUGUUAAUGAUGCACCAAAACCGGGAAGUACAUAAAAGUGUUUGGUACAAAGUACUUGGGCUCGUAGAUAUUGUAUAAUUUCUAUUUCUCAGGACGUCUUUUCUGGUUUAUCUCAUUUGCUGUCCUUACGGUUUAAGCCGUACCAGGG